UAAUAAAAGCUUGACGAGACGAGGGGAGGAGACGACGACCCUCGCCGCCAUUGAUUACUCACAUAUUCGUCUCUGCGCGCCUCACCGGCCUAACCCCCGCCGAUCUUCAUUUUCUCUUUGGCUCUGCCUUCAUCAUUCAUGAUAGCAUAAUGGAGCAGAGAGCUAUGGAGAUGAAGACGUGGAACAGUGGUGUUGUUUUAUCCCGCGCUAGAUCUGAUGGUGAUCGCCGAAGUGUGGUUUCCACCAAUAAUGAGCAAUUGUUUGAAAGUGCCUCAGCCCGUAGAGGGGGCAUUACAACAAUCUCAAGGAGUUAUUUUCAUGGUCAGACCAACUCACUUAUCACAAAUGAAUCAAGGCAAGAUUCCCUUGGUGGGAUUAAUCAUGGAGGUCUCAGAAGGAGAGUUUCACGUAGCCUCACAAGAGAUUUGGGUGAUCAGAUGUUGGAGUCAAUCAGUAUUUCAAGGGAAUUAACAGGCCAGAUACUUGGAGAGGUUGACAGUUCUAUUGUCGCGCAAAUAGGAGAUAGUGGGGAUCGCUCAAUCCGAAGUAGUCAUGAAUAUGACCAUGAGCUUAUGGGGGUCCCCACUGAUAAAGAGAAUAACACUGAGAAUGGGCUCCAGCGUUCAGCCAAUGAUGUUGAGAUUGUAACAGAUGGUUUUCUAUCUAGACAUCCUGGUUCGAAGUUGGGCUCUCCUUCUUGUCUCUUGGAGGCUGAUAGUUUGUUUCCCCUUCCUGCUGCUGAUCUGAUGUUGCAUGUUACAGAGAAAGAUAUGGUGCAGAACAUGGAUGUUUCAUCAAAACAGGAUGUACAGAAUAGACUGCCUCCCAGGCUAGACUAUGUUUCAUACUUGAUCCACUUGGCUGUUUUUGGAAUUCUCGGGGUUUUAACAAGAUAUUUACUGGAAAGGCUAUUUGGUCCGGACCUUCUUGCUCUUACAGGGGAUGAUACACCCCUUUACCUUGAUCUCCCCUCCAACAUGUUAGGUUCUUUUCUUAUGGGCUGGUUUGGCAUUGUAUUCAAGGCUGAUGUACGUGCUAUAUCUGAACAUCUGGUGAUUGGAAUAACAACUGGCUACAUGGGAAGUCUCACAACUUUUAGUGGGUGGAAUCAGAAAAUGCUCAACUUGUCUACCAAGGGUCACUGGGCAUAUGCGGUCGCAGGCAUUAUUUUAGGCAUGUUAAUUGUAAAUGAAUGUAUCAAUAUUGGGGUGGAAUCUGCUGAGUGGCUGCGCAGAUGUUUUUUGGAAUGGAUUGAAAAUUGUCCGGAGAGAACCAAAACUAUACUUAAGAACAUGAGACUAGAUACAUUUAAAUGGAAUGUUAUCAUUAUGAUAUUCAUGCUAGUGAUAUGGGCAUCAUUAUGGGGCUUGAGUGGCACAUUAGCUGGUAAAGAAUUAGACAAUCUCACCAGUGGCGCUAUACUCUGGCUGGGCUGCUUGGCAGGACCUGUUGGUGUUUGGGCUCGAUGGUACCUUGCUAGACUUAAUGGCCAGGGCCUGGGAAAGAAGGGAUCACUCAAAUGGCUCCCUAUUGGGACACUAUUGGCUAAUUUUCUUGCAGCAUGCUUUAUGGCAGCUCUUACAACAAUCAGCAAGGCGGUGAAUACUAAAAGGUGCACAAUCAUUUUGAGCGGGGUCCAAUUUGGUUUCCUUGGCUGCUUGAGCACUGUAUCUACCUUUGUUGCAGAAGUCUAUGCCAUGAGGCAUAGUGGGCACCCUGGGAGAGCUCUAUCCUAUGCAUUAUUGACUAUCCUCCCCUCAUUUGCUGCAGGAAUUCUCAUCUACUCCAUACCAGUAUGGACAAAGCAUUACCAUUAGGUACAUGGCCCCCAUGACUGAGUCAAUAUAUUAUAUAUAUAUGGAUAGAGCCGCGUUCCCAUUUCAGUUGGAUAGAGUUGCAUUCCCGGUCAGUUGGUAAAGCAUUCGCUUUGACAGUGUAAGUCCCCUCUGGUAUGUGGUUCGAACCCUGCCUCUGACGACUGUUGCCUAAAAGGAGGGGGUACUCGAAUAUUUUAGGCUCAUGGGGUCCUGGCUUGUGCUACCUAGCGAUGUUGGCAAAGCCCAAAGGAAUUAGUUGGCAGUUCCGCCCUCCGAGCAAUUUUUAAAAUUAUAUAUAUAUAUAUAUAUAACUUUUGCCUAAAAGGAGGGGGUACUCGAAUAUUUUAGGCUCAUGGGGUCCUGGCUUGCGCUACCUAGCGAUGUUGGCAAAGCCCAAAGAAAUUAGUUGGCGGU
Messenger RNA from Phalaenopsis equestris, 2231 nucleotides. RefSeq lists its product as uncharacterized. Gene Ontology annotation, cellular component: membrane. The record is from RefSeq and is a predicted model, not a curated record. Gene Ontology annotation, molecular function: fluoride transmembrane transporter activity. NCBI's taxonomy places the organism in Eukaryota, Viridiplantae, Streptophyta, Magnoliopsida, Asparagales, Orchidaceae. Gene Ontology annotation, biological process: fluoride transmembrane transport.